CCAAGAGAAGUAAGAAUGCGCGCUCUGCCGUUCCAGCUGCCUUUGUAAGCAACCCAGAGAGAAGCCAAUGGAGGAGCCAAAUCCAGCACGCCCUGAACUGGGGCAAGGUUUGGUGACAGGAGCGGGAAAAUCUCCGCGGGCCAUUCAAGCUGGAGCCAUCGGUGAAUUUCUGAGGUGGGCCACCCCUCAGCAGGGUAGGCUGGAGAGACAGGAGGGAAUGCCGUCACACGGAGAGGCCCAGUGGCAGGAAAUCCUGAAGACAGUUCAGUCUUCUCAUUCGGGCUGGACGAGUUCUCAGUUGCCGGAUCUGCCCCCGUGGGAUGACCUGUCCACGUUCGAGAGGGUGGCGGAUGCCUGCCAGUGGUCCCGAGGAGAAGGCAUGGCCAGACUCGUGCCAAGCCUCAGCGGAGAAGGCCAGCACUUCCUUACCAGCCUGGAGGCCAGAGACAGGGGAGAUUAUGGGAAGAUGAAGGCCGCUGCCCCCCGGGGGGAUGCCGCGGGUGCCGAGACGCAGCGCCAACGCUUCCGCCAGUUCCGCUACCAGGAAGCCGAGGGACCCCGCGAGGUGUGUAGCCGGUUGCGGGAACUAUGCCAUCGCUGGUUGGAGCCGGAGACCCGCACCAAAGAGCAGAUCCUGGAGAUGCUGAUCCUGGAACAGUUCUUGACGAUCCUGCCCAAGGAAAUCCAGAACCGAGUCCGAGAACGCGGGCCCGAAACGUGCGCUCAGGUCACGGCAUCGCUUCAAGGGGGGACCACAAACUGCUCUGAGACGUCACGUCCUCCAGCAAAUGCCAGGCCGAGGCAAAACCACAAAGAAGUCAGGCAGCAAGACAACGGGAAUGCCAGCUCACUGGGUGCCAAGUUUCUAGGAAGAGCUGGACAGUGUUUCCAGUGUCCAGACUGUGGGAAAAGAUUUAGGGGAGAGGAGGAGCUCCGGGCUCACAGUGGCAUCCACAGGAAGGACAGGCCUCACGCCUGCGCUCAGUGUGGGAAAAGGUUCACCCGCCCCUCAGGCCUGGCCAAGCAUUUGAAAACGCACUCGGGAGAGAAACCCUACCACUGCGGCCAGUGCCCCAAAAGCUUCAUUCAGAUGUCCCACCUCACCAGGCACCAACGAAUCCACACUGGGGAGAAGCCCCACCCUUGCACUGAAUGUGGGAAGCGUUUCAACUGCCCGUCGGACUUGGCCAAGCACCAGCACAUUCACACGGGAGAGAAACCUUUCCGUUGCGCCGAGUGCGGGGCGAGGUUCAACCAGUUCUCACACCUCACGAGGCAUCAGAGGAUCCAUACGGGAGAGAAGCCUCACGCCUGUACCGAGUGCGGGGAAACCUUUAGCCAGCGAGCGCAUCUUAUCAGCCAUCAGAGGAUCCAUACGGGAGAAAGGCCGUAUCGGUGCACCUACUGCCAAAAGUGUUUCAGCCACCUCUCGGCCCUCACGGUACACAAGAGGAUCCACAUGGGCCAAAGGCCCUACGGCUGCCCGGAGUGCGGGAAAAGGUUCAUCGCCUCAUCGGCUCUAACCAGGCACCAGAGGACGCACUCGGAAGAGAGGCCUCACACUUGUGACGAGUGUGGCCGGAGGUUCAACCAACUCUCACACCUUCACAGGCACCGACGUACCCACUCAGGCGAGAGGCCUCAUAGCUGCGCCGAGUGCGGGAAAAGGUUCAACCAGCUGUCCUCUCUCACCAGGCACCAGAAAAUCCACUCCGGAGAGAAGCCUUUCCCCUGUGACGAGUGUGAGAGGAGGUUCAUCCGGCUGGCCGACCUCAUCAUCCACCAGAGGAUCCACACAGGAGAGAAGCCCUAUCGUUGCGCUGAGUGCGGAAGGAGGUUCCGUCAGAGACAGACUCUUGUCAAGCACCAGAGACUCCACCCAAGAGCAAGUUCUUAACAAUACACCAAGGGCAGCGACGCUCACCCUUUGGGGGGGAUUUAUAACCAGAACGUGGAUAUUCCAAGAGAGCAAGAGAGUUUUAAUCCUGAUACUGAAUUUUCUCCACUCACCUUAUCUGCUGUUUCUCUUUGGUACCACUGAGGGAACGGAGCUUUACCGUCAUGGUUUCCAAACCAUUUUGACAAAGUGGAUCUUCCCGUAGAAUGUUGUCUUAUGGACCCAAAGAUCUCACACACAUUUCCCUUUUGUGUCCAUCCCCUGUUGUCCAAACACCCCGACAAUGGCAGCUUGUAGUAUUGGAUCAGGACCCAAUGCUGAAUCUAUUCGAGAAUGGAACCGGAAGUUUCUCACAAUAGUCUAGCGCCCUGAAGACUCUCUGAUCAACAAAAUGUUAUCACCAUGAUGAAGAUAUUUUAGUGUA
This is a messenger RNA of Gekko japonicus, 2321 nucleotides long. Its product is annotated as zinc finger protein 883-like. The record is from RefSeq and is a predicted model, not a curated record. Gene Ontology annotation, cellular component: nucleus. The transcript is spliced from 3 exons. Lineage: Eukaryota; Metazoa; Chordata; Lepidosauria; Squamata; Gekkonidae. The coding region runs from base 68 to 1897 and encodes 609 amino acids.